Molecule: messenger RNA, 715 nt
Organism: Guillardia theta CCMP2712
Lineage: Eukaryota; Cryptophyceae; Pyrenomonadales; Geminigeraceae
Exons: 3
Source: RefSeq, a predicted model, not a curated record
AGCAGGAACAAAGAGCAGGACAUGGUGCGGUGAGAUCCUUCCGACGACGAUGGAAACGAUGGUAUCGCACAGGAGGUGCAACGAAGAAGUUUCCAUGGAGACGCGAGCAUCCGCUCAUCGUCGUGUCGCAAGGCUUGUUGGAGCAGGAUGUAGUUUGGUCGCCCUGGUGGUUGGGCUGCUGUUGACAGCUGGCGAUCUAUCAAGCAGCCAUGCUGUCAGUCGUCAUAGGGACGCGCUGCUACAGAAGCUCAGCCCCAGUGCUCACCUUGCUCCUGCUGCGCUCGCCGCCGAACAGCUAUGGAGGACGACCAUUGGACGUUUUUUCGACGGGCAACUGCACCCUCCUCCUCCUUCCAAGGCCAAGAGCUAUAGGAAGGAGACGAAGCAUGAUGAAGACCAGGAUGAUGUACAGACAGCGCUUGAGGAAGCGUAUUCGCCGUCUGAAGAUCAUGAUCCUCACGGAAUGCUUCUUCCUUCUGCUGCAGCCGAGCAGAGCAGGUGGGAGCAGCAGGUGCUGUCGAUGCAGCGGGCUCAGCUCAAAGACAACAGCGACAUCAUGCGGAACGUCGUCCUCCUGCAUGCCUCGAAGAAGGGUCGCGCUGGAGCAGAGAAGAAGGGAGGGAGUGCGGAGGUGAAGCGCUCCGAAGCAGCGACAGGAGCAGGAGCAGCUCGACAGGUUUCAUUCAAGCUGGCUGACAUCAAGAAGCUGGAGGCC